Messenger RNA from Rhododendron vialii, 5155 nucleotides. RefSeq lists its product as uncharacterized. The transcript is spliced from 4 exons. The coding region runs from base 2263 to 2664 and encodes 133 amino acids. NCBI's taxonomy places the organism in Eukaryota, Viridiplantae, Streptophyta, Magnoliopsida, Ericales, Ericaceae. The record is from RefSeq and is a predicted model, not a curated record.
UAACACAUUCCUUGCCCAAAUUUCCGGUGGUCGAAUGAUAGGGAAAAAGGUAUCUAUAUUACUGGUAUCUAAACACACCCUUAAACCUUCUUGUUCACAGUUUUUUUCUUCUUCUUCUUCCUUUUGGUUCAUUCACAUUAGCAUGAGAACGGGCAGUACUAAUGGCUAACUGGCACUACCAGGAUGAAAUAUUUCAAGUACCAAAGUACCAUAAUACUUUAGUGAAAUGUUUGUUCCUGGGGAUGAUCAUGGAGAUUCGGGGAUAUCUCACCUAUGUAUUCUUCAGGUUUUUUUUAAAAAAAAUUGUUGACUUUGAGAGUAUUGUAUCACGACGGAAAUGCCCUUUUGAUGCUUGUGUAUGUAGUUGACCAUAAUCAUAUUCUUAAGCCUUUGGAAGCAAUUUUUCCGUAAUCAUGUGCAACUGAGGUCGGUUUUCCGUUGCUUUGUUGUCAAGGCAGAAGUACAGUUCAAUUGUUGUAGCAGUUGUUGCUGUCCUUGAGAGAAGAUGCUCGAUUAUUGCUCCAUUUAUGUGUUCGUAAGGCUAUGCGAACUGAGGUGAGUAAUUUCUAGGGUUUCAAUCGCCAAUAUCAGGUGUGUUUCUUGUUCUCUAUUUCUUCCAAUAGCUGAUCGAUUAACCUUUACCUUUGUUCCCUACUGAAUGUCCGAGCUUUCGUCCAAUUCCUACCUUAUUCAGGUUCGAUUAGUUCUUUCCAAUCUAUUUGUGAUGAUUAUUUUUGAGGUAUUUUUUGGAAUUUUUGUAAUACGGUGCGUUGUUUGUAUCGUGUACUGAAAAUGGGGAUCUGAUUUUUCGAUGUUAUUUUUCCAUUUCAGACCUAAAUUUGUUCUUUGUUGAUUUUGCUACGAGGCUGCUUCGUAAUUUUGAUGUAUUUUUUCCUUGGCAAUGUCGAAAGAUCCUGCUUUCUUUCAAGAAACUGAUAUUUCAUGUUUCAUGGAUUGAUAAUUUUCGUAAUUUGGUUGGAGUUGUGUAAGUGCCAUACGCAGAAUUUGUAUUAUGUGAAUCUGUUUAGGCUCACGCAGGUCUGUCAGUCCACCCUCUAUCUUGUCUUCCUUUAUGCCAAUAAUUAUAGGGUUUUGCAUGCUUUUAAACGAGUUUUAGUUGCCUAACCGAACUCUCCAUUUACUGUGCUACUUACCGAUCUUCCCUUUUUCUUUCAUUGUGGAAUUCCAUAGUACAAAAUUGAGAAUAUAUUCUGAAUCUGCAAACUGCUUCAAAUCUUAUUCGCUUCUCAUCCGAGGGGGACUUUUUGAUGUAUGGGAUAAUGUUACGAGUUUAACGAUGUCUGUCCAUCGUAUAAGAUUAUAACUCUAUUUCAUUCUCGAAUCAUUACAAAAUGACUUAUCAACGCGAACUUUUAAUUGGAAGCCAAACAAUGCAUUGCUUGUGGUCUCUAGCCUAAUGGAUACCCAUAGACAAACCUCCAAACAUUAUAUAGGUAUAUCUCGCAUGCUUUCCUACAGUAUUAGACUUGAUAGACAAUAAUAAUAGAUAGAGUUCUGAGCAAUUUCCAUUUUGCUUCCAAUCUUAGUAUGUUUAACCUUGCAUUUGACCAAUGUUUUCCUUUAUAUGGACAACCUGUAUCAGGUACUUGUAGUGGGCUCAUGUAUUUCUGUUGUAAUAUACUCCGUCCAUCCCGUAAUGUUUGGGUUUUUUUGGGAUUCCAACCAUUUAAGAAAUAUCAUGAUUACAAAUUAAAAGUACUUCAAUUUCCUAAAAUACCCCUUAUUUGUCAUCUCAUACAAAGCCAAAAGAUUCCAAGUUUUUGACUCAAAAUUCACAAGCACAAGCUUUCUCACUGUUCUGGAACUUUUCAGCCAUACAACUCUACAAUUUGAUUGUGAUUUGAGGGGAAGGGCAAAAUAGAAAAUUAAUCCAAUGAUACCCAUUGAAAAGUCUAAAUGGAUAAAUUUUUUGGGACAACAAAAGAUGGCAUCAUGGGACAAGAAAACGGGACGGAGGGAGUAGGUGCUAUCACGUCGUUGCUAUUGACAUUGAUCCUCAACAAGUGGAAAUGGCAUUAAGUAACGCAAAAGUCUACGGUUUCAUUGUUGGAGACUUUAUCGAACUUGCUCCUUCUCUAAAGACUCAUAUUAUUUCUCCAAAUAAACUGAGGACGAAGUUAAUGGGGCAUCAAAGUCGUAAAAAGAAAGAGGGAUCAAACUCUUCAAGAACAUUUCCUUCCUAGCUUGAGGAUUCUGAGUUUGCCAAGAACAGUUUGUUAGCCACCAAGAGUGGAUACUUUGAUGAGGAAGACUGGUAUUAUUUCUCCAAAUAAAUCGAAGACGCAGCUAAUGGGGCAUCAAAGUCGGAAAAAGAAAGAGGGAUCAAACUCUUCAAGAACAUUUCCUUCCAAGCUUGAGGAUUCUGAGAUUGCCAAGAACAGUUUGUUAGCCACCAAGAGUGGAGACUUUGAUGAGGAAGUUUCCAGUUCAGAAGUUUCAUCAGUUAAAUUAUCAAGCCAUGCGAUGCCAGAAGCUGGACAAGCUGAUCUGAGUACUUUCCAGCCAAAAGAAAAUACUAAACUGCAUCAAUUUUCAAAGAGCGAUAGCAGUAAUUCAAGUGCAGUUCACCCUGUGAGGUCACUAGGCGAGGGCAAUCUUGAUUACGAUAGCAUUGCCAGGUCAUGUAGCUUCAAGUUUCAGUAAGGAGAAAGGUCAAUGCAAAAUCCCUUGACCAGAUCACUGUCACGAAAUAUGCCAUCCAAGUGGAAUGGAGCGGAGAAAUGGAUUAUGAAGAAGCAAAAUGUGCAAAAUAGUUAUUCCAAGAUAUCACAUAUGCAAAGCCAAGUGAACAAGUUAUCGGUGACAAAUAUGGUUAGGGUUGCACCGGAGUCUGGGGGUUAUGAUCAGAAGUUGGCGGUUAAGAGGGUUGAUUUCUGUCAACCGACAUCUCAAUUUGGCAUGGAGAAGUUCUCUUGUGUACCCUCUACCAGUCACCCUAUUCACGGUCAAGCCAGAGGGGCAACCGUGGAGGUUGAUCUCUGUCCCGAAAGCGAGGAUUUGAAGAAAGUAUACAAUGGGGCUUCAUCUUGUACUAAAGAGUAGUCCAACUGAAGAUGCCACAGGUAGUGUUCUAAAACUCGCUACUCGGUACUCGCUCGGCCAGACACCUUGGAGUGAGUACUUGGCGUUAGUCGGUGAGUAAUGCCCAUCGAGUAGGGAUUAAUCCCCUUGGCCAGGCACCUUGGAGCGAGUACUUGGUGAGUACUCAGCGAGGAAUACCUUGUUUUAGAACACUGGCCACAGAUGAAUCAUCUCAUUUUUCCUCCUAUCCCUAUCAACUUAUUAGUUUAACAAGGUGAUCGUAUUGAUGAAUAGAUAUUUAUCCAUUUGAUUUCCAUAUGACUAUUAGUUCAGAGUCUUCUUCUCAUGGUUUUGUUAUUAAAAAUUUCAGGUUUUAGACAACCCAAAUGGCUGCUUUACUGCAUAUGAUGUUUAUUAUGGUGCAAUGCUGGAUUUACCUAGUCCAUCUUGGCAAAGCAAAGAGCCUUAAAAGGGCAGCGAAUUGUUUUGAUUGCUAAUGGACUUAUUUAUAAGGUCUAUCUUUAACUGUUAUGGGCUGGUCAAACUGGAUAGAGUUGCUGACCAGUGGAGAUUAUACAUGAAAAUUUGCAUUAGCAUUUAGGCUUUCAUCCUGUGCCGCAGGUGUUGGCUUAUGAGCUUGUAAAUGCUCCUUUCUCCUGCCUCUUUUUGACGGAAUAUUGGUCGUCAUUGUGAGUAAACAACUAGUAUCUUGUCAAAUGGCUUUUCAUGCUUGGUCUUACAAGCAUGGAUUUACCAAGUCCAUCUUGGCAGAGCAAAGAGCCUAAUAAGGGCGUUGAAUUGCUUUGAUUGCUUAUGGACUUACAUUAAACCUGUCUCUUAACUGUUCUGGCCUACUCAAAACUCCAUAGAGUUGCUAAUUAGUGGAGAUGAAAUAUUGCAUUAUCAUCUGCCUCCGGGUUCAAGCUACUUGUAUGGUGUUGAUGCUUGUUAGGUUUUUGUUCGCAAGGCAUUAUUUCUUGACAAAAUUAGGUCCAGAACAGUAUUUCUGUUUAAGUAGGCUCAAGGGCCAUAAGAUGGAGGUAUCUCUCUGGAAUUUAAUUGAGUCCAGCUUGAUAAAGGAAAGACCCUUAAAAGAGCAGUGAACAGCUUUGAAUGCUAGUCGUCUCGCAUGAAUAUCUCUUGUUUGCUAUCAUUGGAGUUGGAAAAAGUAGAUUGCAAUGUCCCUUUUUGCUUCUGGUUUACACUUUUUGAUCAGCGUUUUACACAAGAAUUGUGGUUUACUUGGGAUUUUAUCACGACGUCAAUGUUAGCAUUCUAUGUUUACAAAAUCUUGUGCCAUGGGUGGUCCGUGGAACACUCUAAAUUUGCAACUCUUUCAUUGUUUGUUGUCAGUUCAUUGUAGCUUUUACUUCUCACAAAGUAUCCAUUGCUGCUUUGGUUUUAACUCUGUUUAUGUUAAAAGUACUUUUGCAAAAUAAGUUUAAUUUUUGAUGAACUGUAGUUUUUCUCAGAAAUAAAAGCUCGGGAUAGUUCGAAGUGCUUUUGUGAAUUUUAUGUCAUAAUAUCUUAGGGCUUUUGGUGAGUUUUAUAUUCUUGACAAUCCACUUUGUUGACUAGCUAGCUCUGCUUGUGUGAAGUUCAAUUUCUUGUUUAUCUUUUCCUUGGACUAUUAUAAUUGGUGGUUCGAUUCUCUCUCAUCACCUCAUAUUCACCCUCAUAGCUGUGAUAAAUAUUUGUAUCCAUUAGGGAGGACAUUUGAAUUCUAGUUUUAAUCCUCUAUAUUUUGCAGCUGAGCUGUUUGUGAAUGGAGAGAUUGUUCAAAGGUCUCCAGAGAGACAGGAGGGUGGAGCCAGUGCCUCAAAGAGCUCAAGACAGACCAAGAUACAAUGACAGGACCCGCUAUGUCAGGCGCCGGGAAAAUAUGCGGUGACCUCUCUAUUAUGCAGGGUGAGAGAAAGAGGGGUCAAAUCUGCACAAGAACGCUUAUUGCAUAUUGGUCUACGAUAUCAGAGAGGGUUGCCUUUCGUAUUAGAUAGUUGUUAUUUACGGUGUCAUGUUGAUGUUUUGUGCUUGGACGUGUGACUAAACUGUGUCCUAUGAACUUCAGAACCUCAUAUGCGUUGUCAAUAAGGCGACUGUAUGUUCCUUGUUC